GUUCCCCACUCCACUCCACCACAAUGGCGUCGCCGGCGGCUCCGCCCUGCAGCCCCGACGCCUCGCCGGCCAUGGAGGCGCAGGCGGCCCUCCCGGACCACCUGACGGAGGACAUCCUCCUCCGCCUCACCACGGCCGCCGACCUCGCCCGCGCCUCCAUGGCCGGGCCCUCCCUCCGCCGCAUCAUCGCCGUCCACUCCUUCCUCCGUCGCUUCCGCGCCCUCCACCCGCCGCCCCUCCUGGGCGUACUCUCCGACCCCUUCCUCCCAGCCCAGCCGCCCCACCCCUCCGCCGCCGCCGCCCGAACCCUCGCCGGCACCGACUUCUCCUGCUCCUUCCUCCCCUCCCGCGAGCAGCCCUGGAUUCUCCACGACUUCCGUGACGGCCGCGCCCUCCUCUGCACCGCCACCGACCACCACUGCCUGGCGAGGGACGUCGCCGUGUGCGACCCGCUGCGCCGGCGCUACCUCCUGCUACCCCCCGUCCCCCGCCUGCCCGAUCUGGUCUUUUGCCUGGAUCCUUUCCUUGCUCCCGCCGGCGGGGACGAGGGCGCUGAUGACACUGCUGCGGGCGCUCCCUCAAGAUUCAAAGUCAUGUGCUUGGCCCAGUACCAGGCCCGCUUGGUCCUCUACGUCCACUCUUCGUCAGGUCCCCAUGCCGGACAAUGGCGCGCCGUCGCAUUUGAUGGCUGGACCGCUCUCCUCGCAGGAGUCAGUGUCCAUGUGCUAUCCGCUGUUACGGUCGGAAAGCGCUACUACGCGCACGGGUGCUUCUGUUGGGCGGUAUGUGCGAUGGACAAGUUGCUCAUGCUCGACACGGCCACCACGGAGUUCUCAACCGUCGACCUUCCGUCUGAUCUCAUGAAUCACGAGCUGGCCUUUGUGGAAGCAAGCCAAGGGAGGCUUGGGAUGUUCGCUCUCAGCCAAACUCCCACACACCGCGUGCCUCGCCUCCGGUAUUCCAUUUUGGUUAGCACUGGGGACGACGACCCAGGGCAGUGGCAAAAGAAAAAGGUGGUCAAAUUGUCCCAUGAUCACCGCUAUCGGAUCAUUGGUGUAGCUGGGGGGUACCUGCUCCUGUAUGUGGUUACAGAUGACCCGGAACCGUACCAUCCGGAUAAAGUGCCGGACCCGGGCUGCUGCUUUUCACUGAAUCUUCACACUAUGGAUCUUGAGCGCUUCUCUCGGAAUAGUGACAUAAUGCCAUUGCAGGACCAACUGUAUUCGGGCUUCCCGCCAUACUUGUCUCCACCAACCAUUUGAAACGGGCUUAAUCUGCUGGGUAGAGGACCAAUUGACUCCAUUUGGAUUGUUGGUGACUUGAUCCAUCUGAUAUCAUAUAAGGCAGUGCCAAGCCCGGUAAUUGACGGAGUGCCUACCAGCAGCAGCAGCAGCAGCAGCCGUGAUUAAGUUGCUUGGUUCCUCUUGAUUUGGUGGACUGGAUGGAACCAUGUGUGUAUAUAUGUAUGCACAUUGUGUUAACUUGUAUGUCUCAUUUCAUCUUGACGCUCGGUAAUGCACUACAUUGUACUCAUGGACCACAUCAGGGAGAAGAAAUCUUCAUUCUUUCUCCUUUUUGCGGGCAAGGAGGCCUCUUCCUUCGCCUGCGCCUAUUGCUAUUGAUAAGAAUGCGAAGUUUAUAGACUGGACCA
Triticum dicoccoides is the source of this 1651-nucleotide messenger RNA. RefSeq lists its product as uncharacterized. Lineage: Eukaryota; Viridiplantae; Streptophyta; Magnoliopsida; Poales; Poaceae. The transcript has 2 exons. Gene Ontology annotation, molecular function: protein binding. Bases 24 to 1262 code for a protein of 412 amino acids. The record is from RefSeq and is a predicted model, not a curated record.